Drosophila innubila is the source of this 4043-nucleotide messenger RNA. It is a transcript of the gene Letm1, whose product is annotated as mitochondrial proton/calcium exchanger protein. The record is from RefSeq and is a predicted model, not a curated record. Gene Ontology annotation, cellular component: mitochondrial inner membrane. Gene Ontology annotation, molecular function: ribosome binding; calcium ion binding. Lineage: Eukaryota; Metazoa; Arthropoda; Insecta; Diptera; Drosophilidae. Gene Ontology annotation, biological process: intracellular monoatomic cation homeostasis. Bases 360 to 3401 code for a protein of 1013 amino acids. The transcript is spliced from 6 exons.
GUGGCAGCCUUCGAGCCACUUGCCUUAAAAUAAAAAAGCGUGGAAGUAGAGCGGAUUAAGCGCUUGCCAAUAACAAAUUGAUCGAAUUUGGGUGACGAAUUUAUACCUGAAUACGGAAAGCAGAGAGUCGCAAAGCAAAAGCGUAAAUAGGCUUAAACGGCUUAAUGAGAUAAACGAAACCAUCAAAUUUUACAUGCGCAACGAAACGACGACAACAAAUCCAGAGAUAAACAAAUAAAGUAGACAGUGAUUCGGAAAUUCAAAAUUAAAAACAAUACAGAACUUUGGAAUUGGAUUGGCAGCCGCCCAUCUUCGACAGCCUCCCAGUAAGAACCAAAAAAAAAAACAACAACAGAAUCAUGAAUCUACUGCUGCACCACAAAGGAUCGCCAAUGAACAUGAGAACGCAUUACAUGUUUCAGAAUUUCUACAAGCGCUAUCUUAGAACAAGCAGUUAUGCGUACAGUUCAGCGAAACAUGUUGCCCACAAAAGCGAAGCUUCAUUGCAUCCGGAGUCCAUGGUGCUGAAACAGACGAGGUCAUUUGGUGGUAACUCGAUGAUCGCCUGCCCGCAUCAUAUUCAUCGUCAAUAUUACCUUUCGGGUCAUGGUCUCCGGCAUUUUCAUGCGAGUCGCUCACUCUUUGAUACACCCUCGAAGAUUGAUGCGACAGUGAAAAAGCUGAAGAAUCAGCAAAAGGAAAAGGUUGAGGAGAUUAUGAAGGAAGUGGCCAAUGGAAAAGCCGCAAAAUCAACCACCGAAUCAGCCGCAUCUGUGACAGCAGCUGUUGACAGUAAGACGACGGCUUCUUCUGCCCUUGAAACCAGCAAAACAGCAACGGCGGCAACGACAACGACAAAGUCGGAGAGUGAGUUAACAGUGGCCAAGCCGAAGAAAUCAUUACAGCAACGUAUUUGGGAUGAGAUCGUGCACUAUUAUCAUGGUUUCCGGUUGCUCUUCAUUGACACGGCCAUCAGUUCGAAGUUGCUUUGGCGCGUCCUCAAUGGAAAGACGCUGACAAGGCGUGAGAAUAAGCAACUGCAGCGUACGACAUCGGAUCUGUUUCGAUUGAUACCGUUCUCGGUGUUUAUUAUUGUACCGUUUAUGGAAUUGCUGCUGCCCGUGUUUAUAAAAUUCUUUCCGGGCAUGCUGCCAUCAACAUUUCAAACGGCUAAAGAUCGUCAGGAUAAACUACGACAGUCCCUGGCCGUCCGUCUUGAAGUGGCCAAGUUCUUGCAGCAGACUCUUGGUCAAAUGCCGGUGCAACACAGGGAACACAGCAGUGAGGAAGCCAAACAGUUUGAGACCUUCUUCAAUAAGGUUCGCAGUAAUACUGAGCAUGUGAGCAGCGAUGACAUCAUCAAGUUUGCAAAACGAUUCGAUGAUGAGAUCACAUUGGAUUCUCUUACCCGUGAGCAGUUGGCGGCUUUAUGCCGUGUGCUCGAGUUGAAUACCAUUGGUACCACAAUGCUAAUGCGCUUUCAGUUGCGGCUCAAGCUGCGCUCCUUGGCCACCGAUGAUCGUGUGAUCGCCCGCGAGGGCGUCGAUUCACUCAAUCUGUUUGAACUGCAACAGGCGUGCAAGUCACGUGGAAUGCGUGCCUACGGCCUGACAGCAGAGCGUCUACGCUUCCAAUUAAAGGAGUGGAUCGAUUUGUCGCUAAAUGAACAGGUGCCGCCCACGUUGCUGCUGUUGUCACGCGCCAUGCUGAUAUCUGAUGAUAGCAUUACGACGGACAAACUGAAGGAGACAAUGCGUGUGCUGCCAGAUGCAGUUGCCGCACAUACGCGUCAUGCGAUUGGUGAGCGUGAGGGCAAGGUGGAUAACAAGACGAAGAUUGAAAUUAUUAAAGAGGAGGAGCGUAAGAUUCGUGAAGAACGCGAAGAGGAGCGCGAAGAGAAUAUUGCCAAGCGUACAGCUAUUAAAGAGGAGCUGACUGCGCCGUUGUUGUCCGAGGAAGUUGUCAAAGUUCAAAAUAUGCCCGAUAAGGAAUUGAUAGCCGCGAGUGAGGACAAGGAGAAGACCAUCACUCACACGGACGUGCAGUUGCUUUCUGAUGCGUUGAAAACGCUCUCAACGGACAAACAAUUGGUUGUUGAAAAGGAGACAAUCAAGGAGCUUAAAGAGGAGCUUCGUGACUAUCAAGAGGAUGUCGAGGAGCUGCGUGAGGUGCGGGAAGUGGUUAAGGAGCCAGUGCGUGAGAGUCGGGCCGCUAAGCUUCUAUACAAUCGCGUCAACAAAAUGAUAUCGCAGUUGGAUAAUGUGCUCAAUGAUCUAGAGCAACGCCAGCAGAAGAUCAAGCAGGUGGAUACUCCCGAGCUAGGCCCAGAAUCUACCUCUAGCAGUCCUUCACAAAUGGUGCACAUUGAUGAACUUGUGUCAACCAUUCGACGCAUGAAGGAAGCCUCCGAUGAGGAGCGCUUCAAGGUUGUUGAAGAUUUGAUGGUCAAACUGGAUGCUGACAAGGAUGGCUUCAUUUCUGUCAACGAAAUUACCAAAGUGGUACAAAGUAUUGACAGCACGGCCACAAAUAUUGACAAAAAGCAGCUUGAAGAGUUCACCGAUCUUCUUGUCAAGCAGGCAGCCAAGAAACGUAACGAGGAGCUCGUUCGCAUCGAUGAUCUCAUGCAUAACAUCAAGAAGUUGAAGGAGACCAGCGAUGAGGCGCGUCUUAAAUACAUUGAAACCGUGUUGGACAAAUUCGAUGCGGACAAGGAUGGUGUCGUUACCGUCAAUGAUAUACGCAAGGUGCUGGAGUCCAUUGGACGCGAUAACAUUAAACUUAGUGAGACUGCCAUUGAGGAGCUCAUUUCGUUGCUGGAUAAGGAGCAGAUACUGGAAGCAGAGCAAAAGAUCGAGAAAGCUAUUGCAAAGAGCAUGAAGGAGGCGGAGAAACUUAAAUUGGAGGUUGAGAAGAGUGAUAAGGACAUGGCAAAGUUAGUGGAUGGUAUACAUGAUUCGGCAAAGGAGAUACGUGACAUUGCCACCGAAUUGGGCGCAUUGGAUAAGGAUAUUGCUAAGCAGUCAAAGCCAGAAACCGAUCUAAAGGACAAUGCAAAGACAUUGAAAGAUACUGCAACGAAGCUGGACGAGAUGGUGUCCAAAUCGCCGAAAGGCGACAACAAGGGACCAGGCUCGCCACGUUCUCCGCCCAAAGGAUCCGGUGGUGGUAGCAGCAAUAGCAGUUGCAAAGCGAGCGGCGCCAGUAGCGAUGAAACAGCCACGAAGGCUGUGCUGCGCGAGGCAGCGGAGCGUCACAUAGAGAAGCUGCUUCCCCAAAAGAAUAUCGAAUUGCCGCCAACGUUACCAACACCAGCUGCGUCCCAGACGAAGACAGCAAACUCCUCAAAGGCAGCGGCCAACGGUGCGUCUACGACAGUCGCGUCGAAGAAACUGAUUUGACCGUCCAAGACGAAAGCCAAGCUAGAUUCCUUGACCAGCAGUAAUCCAGAACAAGUACCUAAAGCGAAAUAAGAUGAUGAUGUCUACCCUAUGUCCAUUGUAUUUAAAUGGGAGUUUUGCUAACUAUUAGCAUAUAUACAAGUACUGUUAACUCGAGUAGCUAGUUGACAUUAAAUUACAAAUCUGUAUUUAAAUUGAUCCUAGACAAGAGUAAUAUUUCGCGAGGCUGUAGUAAGAAAAUGUAAAUGCAAGCACAAAUCACAAAUUAACUACAUUAUCUAUAUAUUUAUAAAUACAAGCACAUACCAUUUGAGGGUGUCUUAACUAAAACUACCUUAAAACUAUUUACUUUGUUUUCUACCGCCCUAGUUUUACAUUAAUUAUGUUGUCGUACGAAUGUGCUGAUCAACAACAUCUUGCAAUUAGCGCAACAUUUAGCGUUUGUGAUCAUAAAGCGAACUGUUUGUUUACAUAUUACAUAUUAUUUCUAUUCAUUUAAUAUACACGUAUUAAAUCUACAACUGCAAGGGUUUAACAAUUGAAUUCCGAUGGAAAAAUGCUUGAGAGAAAAGCAUUAGCGAAGAAACUAAAUGUAACAAUAAUAAAUAAAUGAAAAACCACGUGAUAAUUUUCUAACAAUAA